This is a messenger RNA of Hypoxylon trugodes, 819 nucleotides long. Its product is annotated as ClpP/crotonase. Gene Ontology annotation, cellular component: peroxisomal matrix. Bases 1 to 819 code for a protein of 272 amino acids. The record is from RefSeq and is a predicted model, not a curated record. Gene Ontology annotation, biological process: fatty acid beta-oxidation. Lineage: Eukaryota; Fungi; Ascomycota; Sordariomycetes; Xylariales; Hypoxylaceae. The transcript is spliced from 2 exons.
AUGGCGGACAUAAUCAAGGUAUCUUACGCCGGUCGCAUAGCUACCAUCACCAUCGACAAUGACCAGAAACUCAACGCCUUGGAUUUCGAUGGCUACUAUGCCAUCGCUAAGGCUCUUAACGAAAUCGCUUUACGCGACGACAUCUACAUUACAAUAGUCACAGGAAAAGGCCGAUAUUUCUCUGCCGGCGCCAACGUUAACAUGGGCGCUCGGCGACAGCAAGUAGCGGAAAACUCGGAUUUAUAUCGUGUGUGGCUUCAAUCCUUUGUAGCUGGUAACCUAAACACAGCGAGGGCUUUCUACCAGCAUCCGAAGAUCCUAAUCGCGGCACUCAACGGACCGGCCGUCGGCUUAUCGGCGGCAUUGGUCGCACACGCGGAUUUCGUGUACGCUGCACCACACACGUUCUUGCUAAUGCCAUUCUCGUCAUUGGGUUUAGUAGCCGAAGGCGGUUCCUCUCAUGCUAUGGUACAGCGUCUGGGUAUCGCCAAGGCCAAUGAGGCGCUUAUCCAGAGUAAGCGAAUCCCGUGUGAGGAUUUGGUGCGCACGGGAUUCGUGAAUAAGGUAUUCCAAUGCGAGAAGGGAGAUAGUGAUGGUUUCAUGCAGCAAGUUUUGAAGGAAAUCGACGACAGUAUGGGCGAUCACCUAAACAACGAUAGCUUGGUCGGGAUUAAGGCGUUGAUCCAGAAGCCAUUCCAAGAAACACUCGAGAAGCAGAAUGUGGCUGAGGUGUUUGCGGGUCUAAAUAGGUUCGUGACGGGUAUUCCGCUGGAGGAGUUUGAGAAACUAGCAACGGGCAAAAAGAAGCACAAGUUAUAG